This is a messenger RNA of Amoebophrya sp. A25, 3381 nucleotides long. The record is from the annotation of a GenBank genome assembly. NCBI's taxonomy places the organism in Eukaryota, Dinophyceae, Syndiniales, Amoebophryaceae.
GCAACUAGUAUCAGACACGAGCCGAAAAAUCAGUCUCCAUGCCACAUUUUGACUGUAACAAGUGCAAGCAAAGUAGUAAGCUCCACCUCAGCUCCAGCUUAAAUAGAUCAUAAAACGCAAUAUAUUGUGCCAUUUCUCGACGCCGACGCCGUGGUCGGUCGCUACAUGCUCCACACCGAUUAAAACGCAAUGCCAUCUCUCGCCGUCGGUCGCUACAUGCUCCACACCGAUGUCCGCCUCGGUAGUGGCGGCUUUGGUGAGGUCCAUGCAGCCUCCAGACGUGAUGGCAUCGAGACCGAGGAAUUUGCUAUCAAUUAAGGGUUGAAUAUUUACAUUUGUUCACUUUUAGUUUUACAAGUCUUCUUUUGAAUGGCUCUGGUAUUUGGUAACCUGAAUUUGAUCCUAAGGGAAAACAAGAAGGGAACCCUUAGGAUCGAACUCAGGUUACCAAAUACCAGAGCCAUACAUCUUUACUUGAGAUAAUUGCUGCUAAAAAGUGAACAAAUGUUCGAACCUUCAAGUCAAGGUUGGCAAGCGAGGUCGCAAGAUGAAAGCAUCAACAGAUAACAACGAAUUGCAUAUAUUGCAAAGUAUCAAACAUCCAAACAUCGUGGAACUCGUUGAUCAUUUUGUGGCAGAUCAUGGCAGAUUACAUCUCGUGAUGCACCGUGCAAUGGGCGAUCUGCCGAUGAUGGUGAGGAAAAUCGAAGCACUGGUAGUAGGACAACUACAUAGGAACAAGCCUCAAGAACAUCAAGAUGAACAAGUUGAUGCAAGACAGCCAACUGCUACUUCAAAGUCCAAAACUACAGUCCAGCGAGAAAUAAAGAGCAAUGAUCAUAAGCGAAGAGGAACGUCGAAGAGGACGACAGUUAUGGAGGCUGACACACCAGGUGGAGCAUUUUCUUGGAUAAAAGAAAAAUUGGCGGACGAAGAGGAGAAGAAGGCGGCUCUAGCCGCGUCGGCAUCUGGAGAUUCUUCUCAAGAUCAGAACAGCUCCAAAGGCCCAUCCAUAGCAACGAGGAGUGGUGCCGCUAGUACGAGGAGCCUCUUCAUCACGGGACAAGCCGAAGAUAUUGAUAAACAGGUUGAUGAUACGACCACGACGGCAGCAGAUAAUUUUUUCACUGAGUAUGAUCAGUGGAAUUGUGCUUUGCAGAUCUGUCUGGGUCUUGAAUUCUUACACGGUAAGAACAUUCUGCAUUUAAGGCAUUCGUCCUCGUCGAAGGUCGUGAUUUAUACUUCACAGCUAGCGAAUGCACACAAGAAGCGACUUUUCCUUUAUGAAACUCUAUCAUGUGGUUCCUGAGGUUCUUUAGGAAUGCUUUGCUACUUUGGUCCACCGUAGAAAAUGAAACACGACUGAACCAUUUCUUUGAAAAAACUAGCCUUGUUCUCUAAUCUCUAGAGACCUGAAACCAGAAAACAUCCUAUUCUUUCCUGGCGCUGGCUCUGGACUCCAAGGAAAUGCAGCUUUCGUGUGGAAACUGGCUGAUUUUGGGAUCGGCAAGGAAGUGGCGAACCCUGACUAUGCGGAAACGCAUACAGUUUGUGGGACGCAUAUUUACAUCUACGGCUUGGCAUUUUUAGACUUCUGGAGGCUCUGGACUUCCUCGAUUUUUUAUAUUAGCAUUCUACUUGUAGAAUUUAAGAAUCGAUUACUUCACGACCUCUUUUUACUCUCAAAGGAGGAAUGAUCGAGAUCGACGAGUGCUUAUGACAAGAUGACGCAGAUCUCCACCUUCUGCUCUAAUUCCCGGCCCCAGAAGUCCUCCGCGGUGAGCGUUAUGCAGCAGCUGCAGACAUGUGGUCGCUUGGCGCAGUUUUACACUACGUUUUUACCGGCAAAGUCUUGUUCAAAACGCCGGCGCAAGUAUUGAUGUGGAAAGGACAUGGUGGAUUCUCUUCGAAGAACGCCUCCUCUAGUGCUGUAGGAGGAGGUAAAAGAGCUUGUAGCUCCAGUAUGAGUAUCAAACAUGAAGCCGUUUUUCCUGGUAGAAAUUGCCUUUUGCCAGAACCGUUGGAGAGAUCCCGUCUGAAGACCGUUUUUAGUGAUCUCGCGCUCUGGGAUCAGAGGGAGAACGAGUUAACAGAAUCCACCGAUAAACCUGUACAGGAGCAAGAAGUACGCAGUUUCCAAAGAAAACUCGUAGCGUCAGCACCCCCCGAAGUUCUCGAGGCUUAUUUCAGCUCUGUACCAGCUUCUCUCCGUUUUUGGUAUUCUGCAGCAGGCAACGAAACAACUUUGGAGACGAGGCCAGCUGCGCGAAACGCAGUUCUGCGAAAUCUGCCGACGAUCAUAGCAGGAUGCUGCAAGGAACUGAAACUUAGAGCGAGUGCUGGUAGUGCUGCAGGAGGUUUAGGCGGUAGUAGCUUUGGGAAGAUGAGCAACUUAUCCUCUGGUAACAAAUCAGCCACGAACUUCAAGCUUUUCCACCACAUGAACAGCGGAAUCGAAGGAAGUCCGUCUGAAGCAGAGAGUGACCAACUACACGAGGAACAAGGGGAUUACCGCGACCACACCAGAUUGACUCCUGAAGAGCACGAGACCACCAUUGUAGUUGACCAAGACGUCGAUGAAGAGGAGCAGGAUGCGAAUUUGUCCCAUGUGCUGCCGAUUCCACCUGUAGUCGAUCCUGGUGUGCUUUCGUCGGCUUCUACUCUGAAGAAGAGUACGUCAGCCAGUGGAAACAUGAGGAAGAUGAGGCAAAGAAGUGGCAGCGGAGGACGAAGAGGCAUAAGCGGAGGAACACCACGAAAGCUAUCUACUAGUACUUCGACUUUGACUAGAAGUACAUCCACGUCUCAAAUCGACGGCACUAGUACGACUUCUACGGGAGGAAGUUCUAUAUCGAAGCCUAACAUGUGCAUGGGUGGACCAACUACCACUCGUCCACAAGUUGCACGAGCCACAACUCCACCAGCACCGUCGCUCGGUGGAUCUUUUCCCUUCUUCCUGUUUCGAUUCUUGUGCAUCAACCGCAAAGAAAGUGACGCUAGUGUGCUACUCGAUUUCUCGGAGGAAAUCGACGAUUUAAAGUUGUCUCUUCCCGUCUACUCCGUAUCUUUCGGCCGAACAAGUACAGAACGGCUCUACGCAGGUUUGAGGGCCAAGAAGCCCAGGCUUUUGGCGCAAUAUUCGUUGGAUUGGCAGUUGGCGGAGCUUGGUGGCAUGUGCAAUCUGCAAAAAGUAGAGGUCUUUCAUGAAGCUGAAGAAGUUGGGGGAUGAUCAUUCUUGAUCCUGAAUCUUGGCAGCGAGCUGUAUGAUACAAGAACCAACAUCUUGUGAUGUGUUGAUAGAUUCAAAGUAGAAAGAGACUGGACAAUAAAACUUCCUCAAUGUCAAUGAUGAUACGGUGCAUUCUUGUACUUAGUCGAAAC